AUGGUACCUCGGCCGGACCUCAGAGCAUCGGACCAGGUCGUCCUCAGAGCACCCAGGGAUCGAACCCUUCGAUUUAGACAAGAUGGGACAUUUCACAUUACAGUCUUUGAGGAUCUGCAUUUCGCCGAGGACGAUGAAAAAGACAGGAAGUCCAAAGAAGUGAUGUCAUACAUCCUCUCGGAGGAGGACAUCGACUUCGUAGUCAUAAACGGCGACCUAGUCUCCGGCGAAAGAACCCAAAAGGCCGAUUCAAGCAAAUAUAUCGACUCGGUUGUUUCACCGCUCGUCGACCGUGGGUACAGCUGGGCAUCGACCUACGGCAAUCAUGACAGCGAGGUUAAUCUCAACCCGAAAGAUGACAUGUUCGAGGCCGAGCGCAAGUAUCCCAACAGCUUGACGCAGAGUAGAGUCUCCGGCGACAAGGCCGGAAUAACGAACUACUACCUGCCGGUGUUUUCGCACGGACAGGCGGAUACUAGCACGCCGGUGCUGCUACUGUGGUUCUUUGAUUCGAAGGGUGGACAUUACUAUAAAAAGCAAGGAGAGGGCGGCCCUGCUGUUAAGAGACCUAGUUGGAUUGAUGAAUCAGUCGUUGACUGGUUCACAAAAACCAACUCCAAACUGAAAGAGGAGUAUGGAAAAGUCAUCCCCUCGCUAGCAUUCUACCACAUCCCCGCUCACGCAAUGCUUGAACACCAACAAAGAAGGGGCGUAAAUCCGCACCUAACGCCCGGAGUGAAUCGCGAGCGCGUGAACCCGCAAGGAACCGGCGACUGGAGCUACGAUGGCCAGGAUGUCAAGUUCAUGGACGCGCUCCUUCACACCGAAGGCCUAAUCGCAGGGUUCAGCGGCCACGAUCACCAGAAUGAUUGGUGCUUUAAAUGGGAUGGCUCUCUUGUUGAUCAUGAUCUGACCGGGAAUGGUAUCAAUAUGUGCUACGGUCGACAUACGGGGUAUGGCGGCUAUGGCGAUCUGCUCCGCGGUGGACGGCAGAUUUUGCUCCACGAGGGCAAUCUCGGAGAUGACACAGAGACGUGGAUUCGAUUGGAAGAUGGAUCCGCCCAAGCUCGUGUCACAUUAAACACAACUUAUGGCCAGGAUCCUUACCUUGCUGUUGCGAAUGGUGCUGGGACGCCCGAUUCCUCGACGCAGGGCUCUUUCCUUCCUUUGUCAUGGUUGUGGGUUCCGAUUAUGAUGCUCUCGCGGUGGAGGAUGUAG
Messenger RNA from Penicillium mononematosum, 1218 nucleotides. Its product is annotated as metallophosphoesterase family protein. The transcript is spliced from 4 exons. Bases 1 to 1218 code for a protein of 405 amino acids. Gene Ontology annotation, molecular function: hydrolase activity, acting on ester bonds. The record is from RefSeq and is a predicted model, not a curated record. Gene Ontology annotation, cellular component: cytoplasm. Lineage: Eukaryota; Fungi; Ascomycota; Eurotiomycetes; Eurotiales; Aspergillaceae.